Molecule: messenger RNA, 372 nt
Organism: Haemonchus placei
Lineage: Eukaryota; Metazoa; Nematoda; Chromadorea; Rhabditida; Trichostrongylidae
Source: the annotation of a GenBank genome assembly
AUGGAACCUCCUACAUACCCAUAUGCAGACACUCGUCAAAGAACAAGUAGUGCAGGUUUAGGAACCUCGGCAUCUAAUGGGCCUCCGCCGAAAGCGGAAUCUGUACCCUUCGACUUCCAGUCGCAACUCGGACAUAUGGUGUGGGAAGCAGGAUCAAAGCAGGUGCAGGACACAUUCAAAUCUUACGGAAGAAUUGAUUUAUUUCGACCCUACUUUGACGUAGAGCCUAGUCAGGUGCGAAUUCGUCUUCUGCGCUCAUUUGUGCCACGCCGACCAUCUCAAAUGGUGACUUCACCUGAUCUCUAUGGCCCAUCGAUGGUUGUCCUCACAAUGGUUGCAUUACUUUUGUUUAACAUGAAAAGUAGUGGGUGA